This is a messenger RNA of Solanum stenotomum, 1545 nucleotides long. RefSeq lists its product as uncharacterized. Lineage: Eukaryota; Viridiplantae; Streptophyta; Magnoliopsida; Solanales; Solanaceae. Gene Ontology annotation, molecular function: protein binding. The coding region runs from base 16 to 972 and encodes 318 amino acids. The record is from RefSeq and is a predicted model, not a curated record. The transcript is spliced from 6 exons.
AACAAAUACUUGGUCAUGGCAAAUUUCUACAAAGAAGAUGGAGUUUCAACAUCCAUUUCAGAAACCCCCCCUACUCAUUACACAAUCAAAAUUCAGUCACUUUCUCUUCUAAAGAAGAACAAUAUUGAGAAAUACACCUCUCCUUAUUUCGAAGCCGGCGGAUAUAAAUGGAAGUUGGUGUUUCAUCAAAAUGGAAACAAAAGCAAGAAUAAAGCAGGGAAGCAUGUUUCUGUGUAUCUGAUGAUGGCGGAUGCAACCUCACUAGCACCUGCAGGUUGGGAGGUCCAUGUUGGUUUUCGGCUGUUUUUGCUUGAUCACAACAAUGACAACUACUUGGUCCUCCAAGAUACAUUUACUGGAAAGGGAAGAAGAUUCCAUGCUAUGAAGGUGGAAUGGGGAUUUGAUCGAUUCAUGAGUCAAGAAGCUUUCAACAAUCCAGAAAAUGGGUAUGUUGUAGAUGACACGUGUGUCUUAGGAGCAGAGGUAUAUGUCCGUCAAGAAAAGUUCCGAGGUAGACAAGACUGUCUCUCCAUGGUGAAAGACCCCAUUAGCUAUAAGCACACCUGGAAGAUCGACAAGUUCUCUUCUCUUACUGCAGAUUGUGUAGACUCUAAGACCUUCAUGGUAGCAGAACAUAAAUGGAAGAUACAGGUAUACCCCAAGGGCAAAGGGAGUGGUACAGGCAACCAUUUAUCACUAUACUUGGCAUUGGCAGAACCAACCAGCCUUUCUCAGGGUUGUCAAAUAUAUGCAGAUUUUACAAUGCGUAUCCUUGAUCAAGUUAAUGCCCAACAUGACUUAGGCAAAGCCAACUAUUGGUUCAGUGGAUCACAGACGGUUUGCGGAUGGCCAAGAUUUAUAUCAAUUGGGUAUUUCAGUUUGCCAGGAGCCGGCUUUCUCGUCAGGGACACUUGUGUUAUAGAGGCUGAAGUCACUGUGCAUGGGGCUACUACUAAUAAAAUUAUGCUCUAAUUAGUACAAAGAAUUUGAUCAUGACAGCAAUUAUUGUUGAGAGAAUAUUUUCUCUACUGUUUGGACAGACCAGAUAGAAGAACAUUGAAGUCAUAAGUCUCAUUCUGACAAAUUGAUCUGCCUGUAUCAAUCAUGCCAAUUUGGCAUGCCAUGCUAGUCCCGGUGUUCUUUCUCAUACAAGUAAUGCAAAUGAACUACUACUAUUUGGAAUUUAAGCCCAUUAUUUCUCCGUUCUUGUUGUAUCAAUUAGUAUUUGUUUAAAGUGAGGAAAAUGAUGCAAGAAUGCCCUCUCCAUUUCUCUCGACUUAGGAUAGUGCAUUUCCUAGUUAUCACUUUAUUUCUUUCGAGCAAAUUCUAGUAUGGAAGUGAAAAGGAAGACCCUCAGAACUAAAAGUAGAAUUUACUUUACAACAUACUUUAAAUGUUCUCUCAAAUAUUAAAAUAAAUAUUAAGUUUUACAUUAAAAAAAAAAAUUGGUAAAGUAAUCAAAUCAUAUUAGAAAAGCAUCAAGAAGAUGCAAAUGUUACAAGAGAGCAAAAGAAGCUGCUUCAAACAAAACAUGAAGCAAACUUA